Messenger RNA from Hermetia illucens (black soldier fly), 11157 nucleotides. Its product is annotated as cubilin homolog. Bases 72 to 11120 code for a protein of 3682 amino acids. NCBI's taxonomy places the organism in Eukaryota, Metazoa, Arthropoda, Insecta, Diptera, Stratiomyidae. The record is from RefSeq and is a predicted model, not a curated record. The transcript is spliced from 28 exons. Gene Ontology annotation, molecular function: calcium ion binding.
GCGGAGUUUAAACGGUUUCUUACGGAGGAAUUAGGGAUAUAAUGGAAAUAUAGGUAGAGAUCCUUACAAUCAUGGGAACGGAGACUUUUCAGUUAACUCCAUUUUUAAUAGCACUUUUCCUAAUUAACUGCCACGCGGUAUUGUUCGAUGAAGUGCCUAAGAUCCUGGUGCAUGAUGGCCAUCUAAUUUUGCAAUCGGCUUCAGACAAAAAUAUUACAAUCCACCUAAAAGGAGAUUCAUGGUUGAAUGUAAAUGACAUCGACGUUCUUAAAGUGUUAAAUAGAUUUGGUGCAAGUGCCAAGCACGCAAGACCCUCCUCGGGGAUUAUAUCAGGACCAGAAGUGAGUUAUGAAGUUCAGCUUUAUACAUUGCGAUCUGCAUUGUUUGGAGAGAAAGGAUUAGAGGAAAGAGUUAUUCAGUUGGAAAACGCAACACGAGUUGGUCGCAUUAAUUUUCGUUUUCGGAACCUUCAACAACGUUUACGGAGACUGGAAAAUAAAAUUGAGACACUUCUGGCUAAGGCCUCUGAGGACAACUGUCGUAGUAAUCCUUGUCAAAAUGGAGGAACAUGUAUUGAUCUCUAUGACACAUUCACGUGCAAAUGCCCCUCCAAUUGGGAAGGAACGACAUGUGGUACAGAUGUCAACGAGUGCGCAGAAUUUUCCGGGACCCCUCAAGGUUGUCAAAAUGGAGCAGACUGUAUAAAUACUCCUGGAAGUUUCAGCUGUUCAUGCAAACCCGGCUGGGUGGGCGUUCACUGCACGCAGCGAUAUUCCGAUUGUUCAAGGUCAUCUGCAGUGGAAUUAUGUGACCAUGGCACUUGCGUCAAUAGCUUAGCUCCGCCUGGGUACACAUGCAUAUGUCAGCAAGGAUGGAAGACAAAUGGAUUGACACCUGCCUGCAGCGUUGAUAUAAAUGAAUGUGAAGAAGCGAAGCCGCCUUGUGUUUCACAAUGCAUCAAUUUACCAGGAUCCUUCAUAUGCGGACCUUGUCCGGCAGGAUUUACUGGAAAUGGUUUCGCUUGUUUUGAUAUAAAUGAGUGUGAGACAAACAAUGGCGGAUGCAGUAUCAGUCCUAGAGUUGCAUGCAUUAAUAGCUACGGCUCUUUUCACUGCGGGGAUUGUCCUGUUGGAUGGACUGGAGAUGGAAAACAGUGUACAAGAACCGAAACUGGAUCCUGUUCCAGAAACAUUUGUCAUCCUGUUGCUACUUGCAGAGAAAUUUCGAAUCUCGUCGUCUGCAGCUGCCCAUCUGGAAUGGCAGGUGAUGGAAUUGGCCCUAACGGUUGUACUCCUGACCCUUGCGCUAAUCGUUGUAAGAAUGGCGGAACUUGUAUUGUAAAUGGUACAUCGUACAUUUGCAAAUGCCCGGAAGGUCUUUUACCUCCGAACUGUGAACCAAAUAUCAACCCAUGCCGAGCCAACCCCUGCCAGAACGGCGGUACAUGUGUUGUUCAGGGCCGACGAUACCGUUGCCUUUGCCCUCCCCGCUACCGCGGUCGAAUAUGCCAGCUGGUGCAAACUCGUUGCGGGGGAGUUUUGAAUUCUCCUUCAGGAGUUUUAAAGUAUCCACUAACCGCCACAUAUGACCCCAACGUUCGAUGCGCUUGGCUUAUUAGAACCAAUAUUACGAAAGUUUUGGAAGUGACAUUCAAUAAAUUUGAGCUGGAGAGUUCCGUUGGUUGCUUCUUUGAUUGGCUUCAAAUCCAUGAUGGUGGAACAUCGGCAGCACAACUAAUAGGACGUUUCUGUGGAUCGGAACUCCCAAAAGGAGGAAAAAUAAUUUCCACACACAACUUGCUAUACUUUUGGUUUAGGUCCGAUAAUUCAACAGCUCAUAAUGGUUUUGAGUUGACCUGGAAAACAAUUGAUCCGGUGUGCGGAGGAACACUCGAGAUUAAUACAUAUGGAACGGUAGCGUCGCCGGGAUCACCAGGAAAUUACUCUCCAAAUCGAGAUUGCGAAUGGCACUUGAUAGCACCUCUUGGAAAAAGAAUCCAGCUUACAUUCUUCCUUAUGGCACUGGAGGCUCAUGAAGAUUGCGGAUAUGACUACUUGGCGAUAUACGAUGGGUCAUCUCGAGAAAGUAGUUUACUUCAAAAAUACUGCAAUACAUCUCACCCUGCGCCAAUCGUUUCGUCGUCGCAUGAAGUUACCCUUUACUUCCACUCGGACAGUGAUAACACGGAUGCUGGAUUCCAGAUUCACUAUGCAGUUAUAGGCGGAACUCCCGGGUGUGGCGGAAUUUUUACGUCAAGCAAGGCCAUAUUAAAAUCGCCUCUCGACGGCGGAAAAUAUCCUCCAAAUUUGAAUUGUGACUACCUGAUCAAACUGCCAUUGGAUAAUAGAAUAAAGCUACACUUUACAAAAUUUGCGCUGGAGUACUCGGACACCUGCGUUUAUGACUAUGUUGAGAUUUACGAAGGCGAAACUGAUCAAGAUCCAAAAGUCGGUCGUUACUGUGGCACCACAAUACCGCCGGACUAUAUGUCUGAGUCAAAUGCUGUUCUGGUGAAAUUCAUCACAGACUUCGACGAUGCGUUGGAGGGUUUCCAAAUUGAGUAUGAUACUGUUUGCGGCGGUAACUUCAAGGAACCGGAGGGAGUUAUUACAUCACCUAUGUAUCCAAACGAAUAUGCCCACGAUCGUAUUUGCUUAUACGAAAUAGCAGCACCUCAAGGAAAAGCUGUGAAGAUCGCCUUCCAAGAUUUCGAUGUUGAAGGGCCCCGUGCGGAAGAGGACGCUUCGCAAUGUGGUUACGAUUUCCUAGAGAUAAUGGACGGUGUCCGUACGACGAACACCACAAAAUACUGUGGGACUCGAAUUCCACCAACGUUCAUCUCAAAAUCCAAUCUCCUUACCCUAAAGUUGGUUGCCGAUGAAUCUCUUGCCGGACGUGGAUUCAAGGCGAAUUAUUCGUUUGUGAACAUUGGCUGUGGGGGGAUUCUGAAGGAUCCGCAUCAGCUAAUCAAACCGCCUGUGAAUACUGAGUUGAAUGAUGGCUCAUAUCAACAUAAUGCCAACUGUGAAUGGACUAUUUUCGCGCCUGCAGGAUACUUGAUUUAUUUAUCUUGGAUAUCAUUUCAGCUGGAGCAGACUUCAGAUUGUGUUUAUGAUUACGUUGAAAUUUAUGACAAUGGAACCAAAAUUGGAAGAUACUGUGGGAGUGACAAACCACCUACUCUAACCAGCUCAGCAAAUAUUGUCUCUAUUAAGUUCCAGUCUGACAUAUCAGACUCUGGUGAAGGAUUCACAGCAACAUAUCAUUUCUUGGAUAGUAAAAAGGUUUGCGGUGGUAACUAUUACACCCAAAGUGGUGUGCUGACAUCACCAGACUAUCCAGCAGAAUAUGGAUCGGACAAAACCUGUGUUUGGACAAUUUCAGUACCCACUGGAAGUCAAAUUGAACUCAACGUGAAAAAAUUUGAACUGGAACCCGAGCCAAGGUGUCAAUAUGACUACUUGGAGAUAAGGAACGGCAUUUCUGAUACAUCACCAUUGAUCGGAAGAUUUUGCGGCGUUGAUAUACCUAAAAGGAUUCCGUCCUUUUCCAAUCAACUACAUUUGAAGUUCGUGUCUGAUUAUUCAAGUGCCGGUCCAGGUUUCGAAAUAGAAUGGGAUGGUACAAUUAGCGGUUGCGGUGGCAAAAUUACAUCUUACCGUGGUUCAAUCACGUCGCCAAACUACCCAGGUCCUUACGACCAUAACGCUCAGUGUGACUGGCGGAUAAUUAUCAGCAAGGGAUCUACGAUUGACAUCAUCAUCCCAGAGCUGUUACUAGAGCCUUCGUCGACAUGUUUCUAUGACUACAUUGAAAUCUAUGAUGGAUCGGGUGGUGCUUCGAACCACAAAAUCGGUCGGUACUGUUCCUCCUUGAAUGAUAUCAUCCACGUGAAAACCACGACAAAUGAGGCUCUCAUACGCUUCGUAUCAGAUCUGUCGAACGCAAAUAAGGGAUUCCACCUAUCCUAUUCCACUAACUGCAAUAACGAAAUAAACGACUUGCAGGGUGUAAUUGAGUCGCCCAAUUUUCCCAACUUUUAUCCAGACAGCUUGCAAUGCAAGUGGGUUAUUAACGGACGCAAGGGCAGUAAAAUCGUGGUGCAUAUCUCACAUAUUGCAUUGGAGGAAAACUACUCGCUAAUGGAAUUUUCAGAGUCUUCAGAACCAUGCCCAUUUGAUUAUAUUGAAAUUGCCGAGAAAAGCGGAACUCGUUUCAAUCUCAUGAAGAAAAUUUGUGAAGCGACAAACGAAACCUUUGAAACUUCAGCGACAGCUAUGCAGAUCACUUUCAAGUCCGAUGAAUCUGCUCAUGGAUCGGGCUUCCGUUUGGAAUAUCGCAUCGAAGGAUGUGGAGGUAUACUGACUCGACCCACAGGUCAAUUAAAGUCUCCCGAUUAUCCAAACAAUUAUCCGCAUAACGCAUACUGUGAAUGGAUUAUUGAGGCUGAGUAUGGAAAUCUAAUUGAACUAAAUGUCACCGACUGGCAGAUAGAAGGGAUUGCUUCUGGCUCCUGUGACUUUGAUGGACUUCUCAUAGCGAACGGGAAAACGUCAGAGCACACCAUCGUGGUAUACUGUGGGGAAAGCUCCGGGAAUAGCACAAUAGUCCGGAGCAAUGGAAACACAAUGUUUGUGCAAUUUUACUCAGAUGCCUCGAGCCGUGGGCGUGGUUUCUCAGCAGCAUAUAAGCAAGUACCGGCAAAAUGCGGUGGUGUCUUCCGAAAUAGCAUAGGAGUAAUACACUCACCAAACUAUCCUAAAAAUUAUGAACCGAACAUGGAUUGCGAAUGGUUGAUUCAAGUCGACGACUUUCACUCAGUUCAAUUUGGAUUCAACGAAUUUGACCUAGAACCAUCCCCAAGCUGUGUACAUGAUAGUGUCGAAAUUUACGACGGCGCCGAAAUAAAUCCCGAGAAAAUGCUCCUUAAGCAUUGCGGUAGUGAUCUGCCGAACAUUACAGUGAAUUCAACGAAAAGUAAUGUCAUGCUUGUUGUGUUGAAAACUGAUAGUGAUACAGAGUUUAAAGGAUUCGUACUGCAUUAUAGUUCGAAUUGUGGGAAAAGAAUUUAUGCUAAUAAUACUGGAAUUAUAAUGAGCACCCCUCAGCUCAUUUCGGAAGAGUGUGUCUGGACGAUUGUUACUGAUCCAGGUCAGCAUAUUACAUUUACUACAACUCACUUCGAGAAGAGCCUAGGAACAGCGUUGCGAAAUCAGGUGGAUGUAGCAUGUCCAAAUGGAGGUCUACAGUUCUACGAUGGUGAUUCCGUCAAUGCUCCGCUGAAGAAAACUUUCUGCACUAAAUUCCCUGAUAUCAUAGUUUCGCAAGGUAGUGCUCUCACCAUCAGGCUCUCAUUGCCAAUUGUCUCAGGUUUCGAAGGUUUCUACACGGUCUUUGAGAAUAGGUGUGGUGGGAAAUUGACUUCUUUCACUGGCAAAUUUUCUUCCCCACUUUACCCUAACUCGUAUCCAGUUAACGUUGAAUGCGUCUGGACAAUAGAAGCAACUCCAGGAAAUCAACUGGAGUUCAUAGUGGAAGAAUUACAAAUCGAACAAUCAGAUAAUUGCAACCAAGACUACCUGGAAGUGCGUGAAGGAGGACCACUCGGGAAGGUUUUAGGGGUGUUCUGUGGGACUGACGCUCCACCUAUGAUGACCGGACAAUCUACACUAUGGGUGAAAUUCAAUAGCGAUGACAAUUAUGUUGGCAAAGGAUUCAUAGCGAGAUACAGCUAUGCCUUUAACGUGGAUAUCACUGGAAUGAACGGCACGCUUACAUCUCCUCGAUAUCCUAAUGCUAUCAAAGAUUUUACACCAUUCUCCUGGCGAAUAACUGUUCCUCGAGGUUAUGUUAUCCAAGGUACUUUCCCAGAUGGUAGAGGCGAAGAAAUCAAUGCCUUUUUCAAUCAAAAGUUCAUGAUAAGUAAUGGGUACGACGAAACCGCAGCCCCUCUCGACUUACCCCAGGAUGCCGUAAGUUUUACUUCCAGCACGAGCUCCAUAUACAUAACCGUUGUUCUACCACUAUUUAAAAUAAAUUGGAGAGCGGUGUCGAAGACUGAAAUUAGCGCAAAUGACACUAAAGACGCGGAAUGUAGGUCCACCAUUACUGUGGGCCAGCUACCCAUCCUGUUCAGUUCCCCUGGGUUCCCGAGCGGAUACAAGCCAUUAUUAAAUUGCGAAUGGGUCGUCAAGUCAAACACAAGCGUACUACGCCCUACAGUUCAUUUGCUGACCGUCGACCUUGAUGAUCAGUUUGGAUGCUUUGCGGAUUAUUUGGAAGUGUUUACUAGCAAGGAUAUGGUUAAAUGGAAUCAGGCCUUUAAAGGGUGUAAACUGGAACCGAACCAAGCUAGGCAAAUUGCAGGCGAUCCAUACUUAAAAGUAACUUUCAAUUCCGAUGCGUUUGGAAAUAAGACCGGCAUCUCAGGAGUUUUCAUUGGAAAAUGUGGUGGAGAGUUCACUGAUGCUUCCGGAGUGAUCGAUUCUUCACUGUUCAUGGAAACCAACACUGAAAAUGAGUGUAAAUGGAAAAUUCAUGUGCAGCGAGGUAGGAAAAUCAAAUUCAGAUUCACGCGAAUGGCCUUACCGAAAAAUGCUCAAGGUGGCUGUGUGUCAUAUGUGAUGUUAAGUAAUGGCGAGGACGAGGAGUCUCCAAUUCUGGGUGUCGGAAAAUAUUGUGGCACAGAAAUUCCAGACGUACCAUUAACAACCUCGAAUAGAGCAUUUGUAAAGUUUAAAAACGCAUACCCGUCUGGAAGUUGGAAGCUAUCUUAUGAAACGGUCAUGAACGAAUGUGAACAUAACAUUAUCCUGAGUGAAACAUUGAAUUCAACAUCAAUUUCGACGGAAAAUUUCCCCCACAUACCGACCCCACACAGCGUAUGCACGUGGACAAUUUUAGCUCCACUGGGAGAACAUAUACAGGUUCAUUUCCACAACUUCAACCCCGCGCAGGAUCUGAACUGUCAGAACGAAUAUUUUGAAAUCCUAGAUGGUGCAACCGCGUUGUCUAAGCAACUUGUAGUAAACUGUACUCAACCAAACUCGAUAGACUCAACGGCGAAUGCUAUGCGAAUCAAAUACUUUAGCGACACGACUGACCCUUCGUUGACUUUCAAUGCAACGGUCUCGAUUGGAAAGUGUGGUGGCACCUACCAUGACCGGAGUGGAACAAUUACAUCAAAGAAUUACCCCCAUCUGGGUCAAUAUCCGAGCAAUUCAAUCUGCGAAUACAGAAUACUUCUUCCAGUUGGAGCGAUAAUAAACAUUACUUUCAUCGAUAUCAACCUCCCGGCUGGUGACUGUAAGACCGUUGACAAUCUGGAAGUGUCUUAUAUCGCACAAGGAAUUGAAAAUUCUACCGAAACCACAAAGUACAACUUUUGUGGAGGAUAUACACUUCCUUACCUGGUUAUCAACGAUAAUGAAGCUUUGCUCCGGUUUCAAACAUUCAAACCUAACACGGUAUAUAGAGGCUUCAAACUAAGUUAUACGUCGUCUCUGCAUGGAUGCGGUGGUUUUAUCAACGCCGAACAAGGAAUAAUAAUGACUCCAGGCUAUCCAAAUGGCUGGGGCAAUACAGCGGUGUGCAUUUGGAAGAUCACAGUACCAAAGGGACGCCGAAUAAAAAUGGAGUUUUUGGACUAUGAUGUCCCAACAUCCCACCAAGGAUUUGCAGUUUUCAGGCCUAUGCAAAGACGCGCAAGUAGAAUUGGUCUUUUUAACGAUCAUCGUUACUUAUCGGGCAUCGGAUACUAUUACACUUCUCCUCCAUCUGUAGUUUAUUCAUCUGAUAAUCAAAUGCUUGUUUCAUGCUGGCUCUUACCUGCGCCUGGAUUUAGAGGAAUAAAGAUGCGCUAUAGCUCCAACGAACGAACAAUCUGUCAAGGGUCUUUGAAGGACACAUUUGGGCUUAUAGCUUUACCGGCUGUGAAUACUUCAUUAAUAUGCUCUUAUGAAGUACAAACUAAUGGCACAGAAACUAUCGCGUUUACGUUUAACGAUUUUCGAGUUGACCGUCGUAUGAUGCGUCUUCCCUGUGAGCUUCGUCCACCUGUUUCAAUUUUAGACGAAACGGGAACCAAGAUGAGAUUAUGCCAGAAUACGACGGAAACAACCUUGCGCAGCCCAUUCCUUACUACUAAGUUGCAAGUGCUUCAACUUCUGCAAACCAAAAUUAUAUCGUUCAACAUGACCUACAAACGACACAAUUGCGGAGGAAUAGUAUCGCUUAAUGAUCCUUAUAAAAUCAUUAGUCCGCUAGUUACAGUGAACUCCUCUACCUCUUAUGGAACUCUGGAUUGUGCAUGGCUCGUAGCUAAAUCUACAAAAGAUGCGUUCCUAUUCAAAAUAUCCGGUUUUGUCAAGUUGAAGCUCGGUUGUGACAAGGAGUAUCUAUCAAUUAAACAAAGUCCAACCGGACCGCACUUGGGAAGGAUCUGCGGCGAUAUGACCAUUACAAAUAUGUCCACCUUAAGCCAAGCAUUUAUCGAAUACCAUGCGGACACUUUCAGCGCUGAUACAGUUGUCAAUAUUACAAUCGAAGACAUUGACGAGUGCGGGGACCACGUUUUCAACGCUCCGCACACAAUUCACCUGAAGGAUGAUUACAAGAGCAACGUUGAAUGCAUUUGGACAAUUAAAUCCAAUUCAGGAUACCACUUGCAGGCUGAGUUUAUUGACAGAUUCUAUAUCGAAGACAGCGCGAACUGCUCAAAGGACGUUUUGAAAAUAUACGACUAUGUCGACGGUGACUGGGUUCUACUUGAUGGCGUUUGUGGGCGAACGAGGCCGCCUGUUUUCAAUUCAACCGAAAACGUACUUCGCUUGAAAUUCAAAUCGGACGAAAGCGUGGAAGGGGAUGGGUUCACGGUGCAUUUUGGGAACAAAUGUGGCGGCGUCUACUUUGUACAGUCAAACAAGCACAUUAUAACGAGCCCCAAUUACCCCGAAAAAUACAAUGAUAACCUAGAAUGCAACUACACACUUGUAGCUCCUUCCCCAGAAGAUGUCAUCCUUGUACAAUUCACCGACUUUGAAAUCGAAAACAUUGGCAAAUGUCAAUACGACAAUGUUACAAUAUACGCUUAUAAUUACAACAGUUACGAGAAGUUGGGGACAUAUUGCACUGAUAGCUCCAUUUCUGAACUGCGUCACAAAGAUCGGAUAUCUAUUGUCUUCAAAACUGAUGCCAAUGGUCAGCGCAAGGGUUUCAGAUUUGAAUAUAGUUUGGACCGGUGUGGUGGGGUUGUAUCCCACAGUCAGUUGAUCUCAUCUCCAAAAGAUAAUGGGAGCGGCGCAGGCAGAAUGUACCCACCCAACGCCCAUUGCGUUUGGAACAUAACUGCGCCCAAGGACAAGGAAAUCAUUAUUAAAUUUGAACAUCUGGAAGUGGAGGUUUCCAGUCGUUGCUACUAUGAUUACGUUGCGAUCUUCAAGGGCAGUAAAGAAUUAGAAAGUAACAAAGUAGCAACCCUCUGCGGCAACUUAACAGGAAAAUUGCCCACUGUAAAUAUCAAUACAAAUCAUGCCAUCAUACAUUUCCACACAGACCCGUCCAACUCUGAUCGCGGAUUUAGCGCUUGGGUACUAUUCAAGGAUCAAUGUGACCGAACUAUUACUCUUGACGCUAAUAGUCCCUCCUACAUUUUCGAUAAAUUCUAUGGAUCUACGUACCAGACGAACUUGGAUUGCAACUACGUAUUCUCCGCGCCCGAUGGCUACCACAUUCAAGUGGACUUUGACCAGUUCCAUGUAGCACCUUGCACUGGAAAUCAAACAGAUACCUGUUCCUGCGAUUACUUAGAAUUACGAGAUGGGGCCGGUCCAUUCUCAGAAUUAAUUGGCCGCUUCUGCGGUCACGAGUUACCACCGGCAGCAAUCAGCACGAGAACAAAGAUGUUCCUGAAAUUCGUAAGUGAUUCGACAACGACAAGCAACGGAAUUAAGGCAACAUUCAAACUAGUCGCAUCCAGAUGUGGUCCAACAAACCAUAUACUGGAGGAUGCACAGGGAAUUACACUUCAAACCCCGGGUGACGUAUAUCCUCCAAAUUUGAGAUGUCUCUGGAAAAUUCAUUCGACCAAAUAUCAUCUGCACCUUCACUUUACAAAAUUCGAUCUGCAAGGACCAGAUGACAAAGGCCAAUGUACCAAAGAUGUCUUGCAAAUUUACACAGAGGAUGCAUCUUGGACAUUCGACAAUGGCUUAGACAGCGAAAUUGUGCGAAAUGGAAUCGAGAAUGGUGUGAUUACUACGUACGCCGACUCAAUUUCCCGAAACCCGGAGGGGCGGCUGCACUACUGCGGCAACAGCACGCCCACUGACUAUUUCUCGAACUCGAAUACUGUCUAUGUAAUCUUUAAAAGUGACGAAGAUAUCCAGAAAUCUGGUGUAAAGUUCUCGGCCACGCCUAUCUCAGGAUGUUAUAAGAACUACACGGGCAUUCAAGGGAGAAUCUUUUUGAAUUCGUAUCUCGAUUGCGAAUUUUAUAUUCUGGCGCCUGAAAACUACACAAUUACUUUAUAUUUCAACGCCUAUUAUGCACUAGAUGACGAUUGCAAUAAACAGUAUUUUGCCGUGUAUGAUGGCGAUAAUGGUACAGAAAUAUCCAGGAAGUGUGGACAGUUGGAACCAGCGUCCAGCAUCUUCUCUAAUACCAACCACUUGAAAGUUAAAGUGAAAAACACCGGCAUGUUCUCGAAUUAUGAUGCAACAUUUUUGGCUUCGAACGCGGGACCAGGCUGCGGGGGACGACUGAGAAACUAUGGUGGAAUUUUCACAAGUCCUCUAUACCCACUCAAUACACGAAACACCUCAGACUGCCGAUGGGAUAUCGAAGUGCCAAGCAAUAUGAAAGUGGCACUAGUUUUUGACGUCUUCGAUAUGGGUGCACGGACAACAUGUCCAUCCGAUUAUCUGCAGAUAAUUGAAUUGGAAGAGAGUGGAGAGGAAGUUGUUAGACGAUUUUGCGGAGAGGAUAAGCCAAGUCCGUAUAGGGGACGGCGUAAUACGAUAGCUGUCAAGUAUCGGAAGUCUGUGAAUUUCGAUGGAACUGGAUGGGUCCUGCGGUUCGGGGCAAUCAAUGAUGAUACGAAACUCUUCCACUUUAACAAUUGAGAAGUAUAAUCAAUAAUAAAAUUAUCUAAAAAUAUUA